AUGAACUUCAAGCAGAUGAACUCUUGGUUACCACAAUCAUGCAAGACUGGUUCAGGAUCAUGGCCUCGACCUCCUCAAGAUUCGGGAUAUGCAAGUGGUCCAAACGAUCCUUUCGAGGUCGCGUUCCAAUCCCACUUCCCUGUCGAUACACGGUCAUAUGCACCCGACCAUUACAGUACACUUGAGCAACAAAUACGACCUGCGUAUACGCACGUCACCUCGCAGGCAGAGCUUGCAAGACCCCAGCUACGCCACCAACAAUCAAUGCCUGUCUUACCGUAUACAUACCAGCACUACGAAACAUACGAAAGUCUCGACGCACGCUUGAGUAAACUGUCUGUGGAUGCUGGCAUCAAUACACUGACAGGCUACUGCGACAUCGACUCCAUGCUCACCGCGGCACAUGACAGUACUUGCACCACACAAUCUGAGCGUUUCCAGUCGUUCGCAUCCCAACACACAUCUCCAACACGCGUUCCUCAGCCUGUAGCCCCUGGACCUCUGACACCACCUCCUCUCAUCAGGGAACCCGCUUUUCCUGAGCUCGAAAUUUCUCCUGUCUUGGCUACAGAACCUUUUGAAUCCCCAAGGAAGACCAGCAGAGGCCGUCGCCGUGGUCGCUCGACACAUACAGACAUUGAGCGACGGUAUCGCCAUAAUCUCAUGGCUCAAUUUCGGAAGCUCACAAGCGCCAUCCCGUAUAUCCCUACCCAACAGCCAUCACGAGCUGGUCGAAAUCCCAAACCCAGCAAGGCGGAGGUUCUGCUUGCCGCUUGUGAUCAUAUCAGGCAGCUUGAGAACGAAGUCGCACAGCUGCGGAUUGUGAUAGGUUGCGACUUGAGUCCAAGAAGGAAAGCUGCAAUCAGCCCGAAUUAG
Aureobasidium musti is the source of this 876-nucleotide messenger RNA. The record is from the annotation of a GenBank genome assembly. Lineage: Eukaryota; Fungi; Ascomycota; Dothideomycetes; Dothideales; Saccotheciaceae.